This is a messenger RNA of Ceratosolen solmsi marchali, 1885 nucleotides long. It is a transcript of the gene Rox8, whose product is annotated as TIA1 cytotoxic granule associated RNA binding protein Rox8. Lineage: Eukaryota; Metazoa; Arthropoda; Insecta; Hymenoptera; Agaonidae. The coding region runs from base 77 to 1264 and encodes 395 amino acids. Gene Ontology annotation, molecular function: RNA binding. The record is from RefSeq and is a predicted model, not a curated record. The transcript is spliced from 3 exons.
GCAGCAGCAGCAACAGCAGUAGCGGCAACAGCAGCAGCGGCAACAGCAACAGCAGCAGCAGCUAACGUUCAGUGCCAUGAGCAUGAGCGAGGAGAGUAACCCGCGUACGUUGUACGUGGGCAAUCUCGACGUAUCCGUAUCUGAGGAUUUGCUAUGUGCCCUCUUCACCCAGAUCGGCCAUGUCAAAGGUUGCAAGAUAAUUCGCGAAGCUGGCAACGAUCCUUAUGCUUUCGUAGAGUUCACGAAUCACCAGUGUGCGGCUACGGCCCUCGCCGCCAUGAAUAAGCGCGUCUUUCUUCAAAAGGAAAUGAAGGUUAACUGGGCCACGAGUCCGGGUAAUCAACCCAAGCUUGACACCAGCAAUCAUCAUCAUAUAUUCGUCGGUGAUCUGUCGCCUGAGAUUGAGACACAGACGCUGCGUGAGGCCUUUACACCCUUCGGGGAGAUCAGCAAUUGCAGAAUUGUUCGCGAUCCUCAGACGCUUAAGAGCAAAGGUUAUGCUUUCGUAUCGUUCGUGAAGAAGAGCGACGCCGAGGCGGCAAUAGCUGCAAUGAAUGGUCAGUGGCUAGGCUCGCGCAGCAUCAGGACAAACUGGUCGACAAGGAAGCCGCCGCCACCAAGGUCUGAGAGGCCUAGGCACGCAGCCAACAGCAAACCCAACUACGAGGAGGUUUAUAACCAAAGCAGUCCAACCAAUUGUACCGUCUAUUGUGGAGGGUUUACAAAUGGGAUUACAGAAGAAUUGAUAUUUAAGACAUUUGCACCUUUCGGUUCUAUAUCUGAAACUAGAAUAUUUAAGGAUAAGGGUUAUGCUUUUAUUAAAUUUACUACAAAGGAGUCUGCAACACAUGCUAUAGAGAGAACGCAUAAUACAGAAAUAAAUGGUAGCAUUGUUAAAUGUUUUUGGGGAAAGGAAAAUGGUGAUCCAAAUAGUGUAGGACCCAAUGCAAAUCAACAGGCUCAGCAGGUUACAGCAGGAGCAGGUCAGUAUGCAUAUGGAUAUGGGCAGCAAAUGAGCUACUGGUAUCCUCAGGGUUAUCCACAAAUGCAGGGUCAAUUCCUUCAGCCUGCCCAGUACUAUGGCCAAUAUUAUGGCCAGCAACAGGCUCAAUAUAUGAACAGCAUGCGGAUGCCUGCACCAGCGGCAGGUACAUGGCAACCUGGACAGGGAGGUACAGCACCACCGGCACCGGCUGCACCCUUACCGCCGGGACAACAACCAAUGGUAACUUAUACCAUGCCGCCGCAGUAUCCCACGCAAUGAAACGGAUUGGCAGAAAAUUUAUAAAAAUAAAAAAACAACAACAAAAAAAUGACAGCUGAAAGUUCUGUACACAACACUUGACAUAGGACUUCCUCGAAAAUAGACUGAUAUAUACCGGUCAUCUUCUAUUAUACGUCUAUUUCCAUUACACACUCACACAUACGCACAUUCAUAUAUGCGCAUAUACACGCACCCACACAUAUACGCGCGUUUAGAAACAACAAUACUUGUACAUUAUUCGACAGUUAAGGCAUUCAUAUAAACUCAAAUGAAUGAUUUGUUGAAUUAGUAUACAGUUAAUACACUUUCCUAGAUAUGCAUUAAAGAAGAGUUAAAAAAAAAACAAUUGUUUUUGUUUUUCUUAUAUAUAGUGGAUAGGAUUGUAGAAGAUAGAUAAAACUUUUGCAUUGUUUUGAAACAGAAAAGUUGGUGAAAAUAAAAAAAAGACGGUAUAUAUUUAAAUCUAUCUUCGAGGCUCCUGUAGAGCCCUGCAUUCGUUGUGUAACGUAUACUAGCAUGUAUGCGUAUGAUAUGACCACUGUGAUUGUUGUAUUUUUAAAUAUCUUCUUUCUUUGUUCUCUACCUCCUUUCUAUUCUUAAUCUUCAUGCCUUUUUCAAAUA